This is a messenger RNA of Prorocentrum cordatum, 411 nucleotides long. NCBI's taxonomy places the organism in Eukaryota, Dinophyceae, Prorocentrales, Prorocentraceae. The record is from the annotation of a GenBank genome assembly.
CGCCGCGAUUCGUGUAACUGUAUUUUUUUGAAGCCCCCACAGCAUCCCGCGACGCAGUGCGCUGCCGAACUGGUGCGAUGGCGGUCUGUCGGCUCGCUGUCCUGCUGGUCGCCGCUGCCGUGCCCACCGCAGCUCUGAAGGCCAGCGCAGACCGAAAGACGGACGUCGCCCUCGAGGCACUCCUCGACAUCGUGAUCCACCGCCGCAGGGAGUCCGAGGGCGUUCACGCGGAUGCCGCUGCGGCGAAGUCCGCGGGAGAAGGCUCGGACGCAUCGGUGACGCUGUCCCCGCAGGAGCGGGCCGCCUUGCAUGCCUCCAAGUUCGAGAAGGAGUUCGUGGUGGACCUCGACAUGUCUGAUGCUGUCGACAAAAAGAAGUCGGUCGGCGUCGUGUUGGACUUGGACACUGAUU